AUGUCUCUAGCCAUUGAUGUGGCCCGUCUCGGGAUCCCCAUCCAGGAAGACGGCACUGUAACACCCUUUCGGUGCCUAGCUGCCAUGCCACCCAAGGGAAGCACAAGGGCUGGGAUACUGCCAGGCUCCCCAUACCUAGACGGGAUAAUUCGAGAAGCAGAGGUCGGGUUAGAACCACGGACCUUUCAGCAAAUUCGCACUCUGAGCCACCUCGUAUGCACGACGCGAUCUCGCUGCAUCAGUAAACCACCCUUGACUUGA
Molecule: messenger RNA, 261 nt
Organism: Opisthorchis viverrini
Lineage: Eukaryota; Metazoa; Platyhelminthes; Trematoda; Opisthorchiida; Opisthorchiidae
Exons: 2
Coding region: 1-261 (86 amino acids)
Source: RefSeq, a predicted model, not a curated record